This is a messenger RNA of Lacerta agilis (Sand lizard), 1228 nucleotides long. RefSeq names its product olfactory receptor 6X1-like. Gene Ontology annotation, cellular component: membrane. The coding region runs from base 127 to 1068 and encodes 313 amino acids. Lineage: Eukaryota; Metazoa; Chordata; Lepidosauria; Squamata; Lacertidae. The record is from RefSeq and is a predicted model, not a curated record. Gene Ontology annotation, molecular function: G protein-coupled receptor activity; olfactory receptor activity. The transcript has a single exon. Gene Ontology annotation, biological process: G protein-coupled receptor signaling pathway.
GGCAAUGGGGGUUUAGGAUCAGAGUUGUCCUUCUCCUAGAUGGGAACCCAGUGUCCUUCUUAUACAUGGACAUUUGGGAUGUCCUCCAAGACACACCUGAGGAUUAUUUGAUGGUAAUUUUCAGUGAUGAAUACAUCAACAGUGACUGAAUUUAUCCUGCUGGGGUUUCCUUUACUACCUGACCUUCACAGAAUCUUCUUCGUUGUGGGUUUAUUCAUGUACAUCGUAGCCAUCAUUGGGAAUGGCUGCAUCCCCAUCAUUGUGGCCUUCAUACCAAGGCUUCAGACACCAAUGUACAUCUUCUUGAGCAACCUUGCCUUUCUGGAGAUGUGCUACACCACUACGGUUGUACCUAAGUUGCUGCAGGCCCUUUUAGAAACACAGACCACUAUUUGCUUCUAUUGCUGCAUGGCCCAGAACUUCUUCCACUUCACCCUGGGAACUACGGAGCUUUUUAUCAUCACGGCCAUGUCAUUUGACCGCUAUUUAGCCAUAUGCAAGCCACUUCGGUACCCAAUGAUUAUGACCAACAAUGUUUGCAUUCAAAUGUCCCUGGCCACCUGGUAUGGGGGAUUUAUUAUUAUGAUUUUUCAGCUACCCAUCUUGUGGACAUUGCCAUUCUGCAGGUCUAAUGUCAUUGACCAUUUCUACUGUGAUUUUGGCCCCAUGCUAAGCAUAGCUUGUGCUGAUACCACCCCCAGUCAGUUGCUGGAACUGUUGAGCUCCAUCCUAUUUAUUCUCUCAACCUUCUAUUUAAACAUUCUGUCUUAUGUCUUUAUUAUCUCAACCAUACUUCGCAUACCCUCUGCCGUAGGGCGCAAGAAGGCUUUCUCCACCUGUGUGUCUCAUCUGAUUGUGGUGUCUAUUUUGUACGGCGCUCUCAUCUUUGUGUAUGUGAGGCCCAGCGUCCUGCACCCAUCCCCAGGAACCAGGGUUGUAGCAGUCUUGAACACUAUCCUCACCCCAAUGCUGAAUCCUUUCAUAUAUACCAUAAGGAACACAGAAGUGAAAGAGGCUGUCAGGAGUGCAAUCCAUAAAAAGAGGUGGUUCCUGAAAGAAGGCAUUUAAAAUGCAUUCCAAAGGGAAGAACUGGUGAAGUUCAGAUUACUGAUGGAAUUGUGCAUAUGGAUUCCUCCUCAUUCCUAUUUCACUCAUUAAUCUCAAUGAGAAGUGAGGUUCAAAUCAAAUACCAUUUUUUUGGCAUCACAGUAUAAAACAUUUAAAAUCA